GCACUUAUAUUGGUUUUAUUAUUUGUAGACUGUACAGGACCUCCUCCAAGACAAAAUACAGAAAUUCUGUCAGGUGCCUGGCCUGACCAAGCUUAUCCCGAAAACACUCAGGCUACGUACAAAUGCCGCCCUGGAUACAGAACUCUCGGAACUAUCAUAAGGGUCUGCAGGAAUGGGGAGUGGGUGGCCCUUAAUCCAGCCAGGAUAUGCCGGAAAAAGCCCUGUGGACAUCCUGGAGAUACUCCCUUUGGUUCUUUUGAGCUCAUGGUAGGAGAUGAGUUUGAAUAUGGUGCGAAGGUUGUUUAUAAGUGUGAUGAGGGGUAUGUAGUCAAUACAAAAGACGUUGAUAAUGAAAUAAUACAUGGGAACUGCAUAAGAUUUUAUUUUUAAGGUGACUAUUUUUCUAUGAGCAUUUAAAAAGUAACACAGUGAAAAAUUAAACUAUGGGGUAUACAUGAUUGUAUUUAGAUACCAUGUGAUCUCCUUCGCAUUGAAAUAUCAAAUGAAGCCAUAAUUACAAUAUUGUUGUCCUAUGUAUAGAAGUAAGUGUUCAUCCAACAGUUCUUUACUCCACUCUGCUACUUGCAGAAAGUUAUGAGAAUUCCAUGUGAUAGAGAUUAGGAGAACUGUAACAACUAAAUUACAUGGUAUACAAAGCAUAUUUGAAGGAUAAUGGUUGCUUGUGCAAUGAACAAAACAAUGCUUAUUUGCAAAUGAAGGAAACAAUUGUUCAUAUAGAAUUACUUGGUGGGCCUGCAGGAUUUUUUUAAAGAAGAAAAAGAGGAAGGGAUAGUGGGAAGGAAAGAGAGAGAAAUGGAGAA
Molecule: messenger RNA, 821 nt
Organism: Fukomys damarensis (Damara mole-rat)
Lineage: Eukaryota; Metazoa; Chordata; Mammalia; Rodentia; Bathyergidae
Gene: Cfh
Product: complement factor H
Exons: 2
Source: RefSeq, a predicted model, not a curated record